CCAACUCCCUCCUUGCCUAAAUCGCCCACCAACCAAAGGCCAUAAUCUCGCCCACCUCACCUUCUUCUUCUUCUUCGAGUAGUUGCGUUCGGUGAGUUCUAAGAAUCUUACCUUUGAAGCAAAACUUCCCUUUUCUCUCUCAAUUUCCUAGUUUUUAAUAGCCCCCUCUUCUCCUGCUUCAACAGAGCAUACUUUAAAUUCGAGUGUUCUUAGUUACUCUAGGUGAUUGUGUUGUCGCAGAUCUUGAAUUGUAUUUCAAAUGGCUCGGAAGAAGAUUAGAGAGUAUGAUUCCAAGAGACUUCUCAAGGAGCAUUUGAAGCGCCUUGCUAAUAUCGAUCUCCAGAUCUGCUCUGCUCAGGUGACUGAGUCUACAGACUUCACAGAGUUAACAAAUCAAGAACCAUGGCUUUCUUCUUCAAAAUUAGUGGUGAAGCCCGAUAUGUUAUUUGGGAAACGUGGGAAGAGUGGCUUGGUAGCUUUGAAUUUAGAUCUAGCUCAAGUGGCAGAAUUUGUGAAAGGACGCCUUGGCGUUGAGGUUGAAAUGGGUGGCUGCAAGGCACCAAUAACUACAUUCAUUGUUGAACCAUUCGUUCCACAUGACCAAGAAUUUUACCUCUCAAUAGUUUCUGAAAGACUUGGCUCCACCAUUAGCUUUUCAGAAUGCGGGGGCAUUGAAAUUGAAGAGAACUGGGAUAAGGUUAAGACCAUUUUCCUUCCUACUGAGAAACCUAUGACCUUGGAGGCAUGUGCUCCGUUGAUUGCUACACUUCCUUUGGAGAUUAGAAGUAAAAUUGGUGGCUUUAUAACGGGCAUCUUUGCUGUCUUUCAAGAUCUGGACUUCACUUUUCUAGAGAUGAACCCAUUUACCCUGGUAAAUGGAGAGCCAUAUCCAUUGGAUAUGAGAGGAGAGCUGGAUGACACUGCUGCCUUUAAGAAUUUCAAGAAGUGGGGUAACAUAGAGUUUCCUCUUCCUUUUGGAAGAGUUCUCAGCCCUACUGAAAGCUUCAUUCAUUCACUAGAUGAAAAGACUAGUGCGUCUUUGAAAUUCACUGUUUUGAACCCAAAAGGUCGCAUAUGGACGAUGGUUGCUGGAGGUGGUGCAAGUGUUAUAUAUGCCGAUACUGUUGGUGAUUUAGGUUAUGCAUCAGAGCUUGGCAACUAUGCAGAGUAUAGUGGAGCUCCUAAUGAGGAGGAAGUCUUGCAAUAUGCAAGAGUUGUAAUUGAUUGUUCUACUGCUGAUCCUGAUGGUCGUAAAAGAGCCCUUCUUAUUGGAGGUGGCAUUGCUAACUUCACAGAUGUUGCGGCUACUUUCAACGGUAUCAUUCGAGCCCUUCGAGAAAAGGAAUCCAAGUUAAAAGCAGCAAGAAUGCACAUCUACGUUCGAAGAGGUGGUCCAAACUACCAGACUGGAUUGGCAAAGAUGCGCUCUCUGGGACAAGAGUUGGGAGUACCUCUUGAGGUGUAUGGGCCUGAGGCCACAAUGACAGGCAUUUGCAAGCAGGCCAUUGAUUGCAUAAUGUCUACGGCAUAGUUCUGCAACCCAUCCUUUUUAUGGAUGAGCAUGGAGAAAAACAAUUUGGAGCAACGUGUGUUUUAAAAGAUAAUUUUGCGUACAAGGCAUGAACCCAAUUUUAUAAAUUUUCCUUUUUUAGGUGAAAAACUUGAUUGAAUGGUUUCCAGUCCUUGUAGCUGUGGCAUUUACUUUACUUGUGGCAUGAAUUGGACCCAUACGUGUAUGUGAUGUGAAAGACAUGUUUGUUGUAAAAACAAUCAAUAGGCUAAUAAUUUGAAAAUUGGAUGCAGUUGUGUUA
This is a messenger RNA of Manihot esculenta (cassava), 1811 nucleotides long. RefSeq names its product ATP-citrate synthase alpha chain protein 2. Gene Ontology annotation, biological process: tricarboxylic acid cycle; succinyl-CoA metabolic process. The coding region runs from base 260 to 1531 and encodes 423 amino acids. The transcript is spliced from 12 exons. The record is from RefSeq and is a predicted model, not a curated record. Gene Ontology annotation, molecular function: succinate-CoA ligase (ADP-forming) activity. Gene Ontology annotation, cellular component: succinate-CoA ligase complex. Lineage: Eukaryota; Viridiplantae; Streptophyta; Magnoliopsida; Malpighiales; Euphorbiaceae.